AUGUUUCGCCGUCUGCAGCUUCUGAUUGCCUGCGGAAUGGUGGCUCUCGAGGAUCUAACAGCUCGCUUCAGGAUCGAGACCUCAGACCCUGUUAACCGAGAGCUGCAGGGCCGUGGCCAGGUAAUUGGACGUUUCCAGGGUUAUCACAACGAGGUACCAGGGACUACCAGGGACAACAACGGCCCUGAAGACCUCAAGAUACUCCACCAUUGA
Molecule: messenger RNA, 213 nt
Organism: Colletotrichum truncatum
Lineage: Eukaryota; Fungi; Ascomycota; Sordariomycetes; Glomerellales; Glomerellaceae
Source: RefSeq, a predicted model, not a curated record